AUGGCUAAGAAAUAUCUGCCAACAAUCAAUCCAGUCAAAAAUCAACCCAGCCAAGGUCCAUACCAAACCAAGGAGCGAAAUCGGACGGAGAUCAACCCAGCUAAGAAGCAGAAGACGGAAAUAUCAACAAAGCAAGAGGAGACUGAUGCUACACCUCCCGAGCUUCCCGAGUUAUGA
This is a messenger RNA of Glarea lozoyensis ATCC 20868, 177 nucleotides long. RefSeq lists its product as uncharacterized. The record is from RefSeq and is a predicted model, not a curated record. The transcript has a single exon. Bases 1 to 177 code for a protein of 58 amino acids. Lineage: Eukaryota; Fungi; Ascomycota; Leotiomycetes; Helotiales; Helotiaceae.